This is a messenger RNA of Lachancea lanzarotensis, 624 nucleotides long. RefSeq names its product LALA0S10e04522g1_1 (gene PSF2). Lineage: Eukaryota; Fungi; Ascomycota; Saccharomycetes; Saccharomycetales; Saccharomycetaceae. The record is from RefSeq and is a predicted model, not a curated record. Gene Ontology annotation, cellular component: GINS complex; nucleus. Gene Ontology annotation, biological process: double-strand break repair via break-induced replication; DNA replication. Bases 1 to 624 code for a protein of 207 amino acids. The transcript has a single exon.
AUGUCGCUACCGUGGAAACUUCAAGAGACUUUUUCGCCAGAAGAAAUCCAGUUUAUAGUAGAAAAUGAACCUAUAAAGAUCUUCCCACGGUUCACCACCAAACAGCCGGUAAGAGGUAACCAGCAGAGCAAUUCAUCGGUCCAAACACGCUGGAAGCUGCUCACGGCGAAAGAUGAGCCGUUGAAUAAUUUGGUAGCGAUCCAGACGACGGAAGUGGCGUUGUGGAUAGCUCUGUUGUUGAAGCAGCAGGGCAAGUGCAGUAUCGUAGCGCCCGGAUGGUUGCGAUUGGCACAAUUACAAAAAUAUAUCGACUACGAGUUGAAGAAUACAGGCCGUUUCAGUGAACUGCCGUGGAAUUGGCUGGUGGUAGCUCAAUUGUUGUUUUCGAAAGCGGCAGACGAUUUGCACGACCCAGUACAUCUGCUGCGGGGCAAAGUGCAGGAUUUACGUGAAAUCCGGCUGAGUAAAAUCGGACAGGGUUUGAAGCAUUUGAACGAGUCGCAUUUGCAAUUGGACAAUUUGAGUCUUUUAGAGAUCAACGAGUUGCGUCCGUUUGUGCUGGGGGUUAUGAAUAAGCUGAAAGACAUUCACAAUAGUAUAUCGGAGGAUCAAGAGGAGGAUUAG